AUGUCAAAAAGGCACGUGGCUUACAUAAAACCAGACGAACCUAGUUUUUUGAAAAAACUCAAAAAGGAAGCGGGUUAUCAAGAAGGUCCCACUGUAGAUACCAAACGUGAAGAUUACGGUAACAUUGCUGACGAGGAUUUAGAAGAUACUCCAGAAGAACAACCUACCGUGGUUGUUUUGAAAUCUGGAGAUUUAACAGCUGAGGAAGUUGCCAGAGAACAAGAGAGGUUAAAGAAGGAAAUAGAGGAAGCACCUGCUGAUUUGGAUGCCCCUAUACUCUUUAAGGCCCCUAACAAAUCGAAAUUAACGGAAAAUCCUGAACAUCGUGAAAGUUCGAAAAGUUCGAAAAGCAAGUCCAAAAAGUUGAAGAGCAAAAGUCUCUUGUCUUUCGACGAAGAAGAAAACGACGACUAG
Messenger RNA from Phaedon cochleariae (mustard beetle), 414 nucleotides. NCBI's taxonomy places the organism in Eukaryota, Metazoa, Arthropoda, Insecta, Coleoptera, Chrysomelidae. The record is from the annotation of a GenBank genome assembly.